Molecule: messenger RNA, 552 nt
Organism: Cutaneotrichosporon oleaginosum
Lineage: Eukaryota; Fungi; Basidiomycota; Tremellomycetes; Trichosporonales; Trichosporonaceae
Source: RefSeq, a predicted model, not a curated record
AUGCGCCCCCUCAUUCCCCUCCUUCUGAGCGUUGCGAUCGCUGUUUUCGCGCAGGAAGUUACCGUCACCGUCACCGUCGGCCCGGACGGCAAUCGUAUCGAGCCCGCCCCCGCCCCUACGGCCCCCGCGCAGCCCCCCGCGAACCCUGCCCCGCCCGAGAUUACUGUCAUCACCAUCACCGGGCCGAUUGACACGGCGGCGCUCAGCAGCGUAAUUGCGCAGGGUCGUCCCACCCCCGCUGACCCAUCGCCGGCCCCCCCGCCUUCACCCUCGCCGUCGCCCGCUCCGUCGCCGGAGGAGAGCAGCGAGGCUCCCCCCAAGUCUCCGGCUUCCCCUCCUGCGUCGUCGCCGGUCCCGCCGGCCACCACCCCUGCAGUGCCUCCAACCAACCCGGCCCAGCCGCCUCCGACCUCGCCUGCUGCCCCGGCGCCUGCGCCGACGACACAGGAGCCGGCGCCGAGUCCCGCCCCCACGCCCGAGAGCGGCGGCGGAAGCGCGAGUCCCUGUCUCGCGAUGGUGCUCGUUGGCCUUGGGGCUGCUAUGGCGCUCUAG